Molecule: messenger RNA, 1530 nt
Organism: Malania oleifera
Lineage: Eukaryota; Viridiplantae; Streptophyta; Magnoliopsida; Santalales; Ximeniaceae
Exons: 2
Coding region: 1-1530 (509 amino acids)
Source: RefSeq, a predicted model, not a curated record
AUGAAGUUCUUGAUGGGGCUUAAUGAUACGUACGAAGCUAUUAAAGCAUGGAUACUGCUGAUCAAACCCUUUCCCAGCUUGAAUGAGGUUUACUCCAUUAUCCAGCAAGAGGAAAAGCGAAGGGAAAUCUCUACAAACAACCUUGGCAAUGACUCUAUGGCUUUGGCGAGCAAAGGGAAUUUUGGCAAACAAUCUGCUGGGCAACAAAAGAAGGAUAGGUAUUAUUGUACCUUCUGCAAAAUACCAGGACACUCCUUGGAGAGAUGCUUCAAAGCAAAUCCGAACAAACCCACAUGUACUCAUUGCCAAAUGCUCGGCCACACAGCAGAUAAAUGCUACAGAUUACAUGGAUACCCAGUAGGAUACAAAGGACAAGAGAAGAACAGACUUGUCACAAAUUUGUCAAAUGUGAAUGCAGCUGUUGGUCCUGAGCAGGGGGUUCUGAAAGACAAAUCUCAAAUGUCAUUGACACCAGAGCAGUAUACUCAACUUCUGGCUCUCCUCAAACCUAUCUCUGGAAACCAAGCUUUCAUUCCCUCGGCAAAUCAUGCCAUGGUCACACCUUCAUCCUCAGAUACAAAUAACCACAAAAUUUCUAGUAUAUCUCUGUGUUUUUCUAUUUUUACUUCCAAAUCCAGCAAUGUCUCAGAAAUCCCUUGGAUUAUUGACACUAGAGCAACAGACCAUAUGAUCUGCUCCAAGUCCUUAUUUCAUUCCAUCCAGAGCACCAUUUCCUCCUCUGUAGCUCUACCAAAUGGUCAGAUAGUUCCUGUUACUCACAUAGGAACAGCCAAGGUCGCCAAGAAUCUUAUAUUGCACGAUGCUCUUUGUGUUCCCAAUUUUUCCUUUAAUCUGAUUUCAGCAAAGAAAAUGACUCAAGAACUAAAUUGUUGCCUUGUUUUCUUUUUUGAUUACUGUUAUAUUCAGGACCUUUUGACUUGGACAAUGACUAGCAUGGGUAAAGUGAAGUAUGACCAUCUAAAGGUUUUUGGGUGCUUGGCCUUUGCUACCACUUUAGUUAAUGGAAGACAAAAAUUUGAUCCAAGGGCCAGAAAGUCUACAUUUAUUGGUUAUCCUUUUGGUGUCAAAGGAUAUAGACUUCUGGAUUUAGAUACUAAGAAGAUCUUCAUUUCUCGAAAUGUUGUGUUUCAUGAAAUUGUGUUUCCAUUCAAAACGAAUAAAAUCAGUCAUCCUGAUACUAGUUUCAGCAACACCAAUUCACCACCAAGUCCAAAUGAGUUAAGUUUUACUCAAAACCCUGUCAUUUCCAUUCCUGCUCUGCCUAUUCACAAUCACUCCAUAGACACUGUCAGCCCCAAUAUCAAUUCAGAAGUAGAACAAAUGCCUGUUGCAUUAUCUAAUUCACAAAGCAAUGAACAGAUCAGUUCCCAAAACAACUCUAGAUCAGAAACAGAAGCUGGUGACAACACCCAUACACACUUACCCAGAAAAUCAACCAGAAUAAGGAGAGCUCCCACUAAUUUGCAGGAUUUCAUAUGUCAGCAGUCAUCCUUCCUUUCCCUAUCUUAG